This is a messenger RNA of Musa acuminata AAA Group (dessert banana), 1560 nucleotides long. RefSeq lists its product as uncharacterized. The transcript has a single exon. Lineage: Eukaryota; Viridiplantae; Streptophyta; Magnoliopsida; Zingiberales; Musaceae. Bases 384 to 1454 code for a protein of 356 amino acids. The record is from RefSeq and is a predicted model, not a curated record.
AUGUUAUCAAGCUUGGGAGAGCGGCAUUUUUCUUCUAGCCAAGUUAUCUUUGGAGUACCUGCUCUCUAUCAUUGUUUUGUUUCAUCGUGGCAUGUGUCGUUCACGGUGGAAUCUAAACGGCUGCAGUUGAGUUACGUGUCCCCAUGCCUUACCGCACGUUAUAAUAGUGACGCGACGCUCUUUCUCGCAUCCAACCAAGCCAGGGACGAAGGAUAACGCCGUCGCCGCCCCGCCCUCUCUCCCAUGCUCCUCGCAAAUCGCCACCACCAUCACCCAAAUCAAUCGCGAAAUAGCAAGUCUUCCGCUCUUUCAUGGCGACCGACGAUCACAGGUGGUAGAAGAAGGCGAGAUUCGAAUUUACCCUCCCACUCCUCGGCGUCGCCAUGAAGGCAUCCCUCGAGCUCCGGGAGGAUCGGAGUCCCCUGUUGCGAGCCAAGCUCCCUUUCACCGCCCUCGGCCUCCCUUUCCUCUCUGCCUUCACAGCCGGCGACCCCCGCGACCUCCGCCUCGACCUCAGCACCGCCUUCGACGCCGGCCCCGGCGUUCGCCUCUCCUACCGCCCCAACGACACCCGCAGCCCCUUCUGUCUCGCCGUAAGGAUGGGGACCGGGGCCCUCGGCUCCCCGAUCGCCGCCCCCUUCGGCAUGUGCGCUGAGUUCAACCCCCUCGCAUGGGGCGGAGGCAGCCCCUUCUUCUCCGUCGUUUUCAAGCCCCGCCUCGGCGACUUCUCCCUCAAAAGGAUCGCUCGAUCCGGAUCAGGCACGCCUCCGCCGCAGGCUGGCUUCGGAUCCACAGUUCCGGAGAAUGGUUUCCACGACGGUAAGAGCGUGAACGGGUUCGGCCCCGGGGUCGCCUCCGUCGACGAUGCCCGCAGCCUGCUUUUCGGCACAGAGCUCCGAGCGAGCAGUGUCCUUCCGCUGCGAGGGCCAACGGCCCUGAGGUUCCGCUGGGGGGUAAGGCUGCCGGCGGAGCUCCGCAUCGCGAAUGGCGAGGACCCCGCGGCGGGAGAUGGGAUCUCGUUCCGGAGGCUUCCACAGCUCGUGAUGACUAAGAUCACGAUCGAGCACAUGGUGGAAGGUAAUAAGGCACGGGAACAGAAGAGCGAGUCCGUCACCGGGGUGGUGGCCGAGCCGUGGUCGUCGGUGAAGCAGCACCUGGAGGCGCUGAGGGCAGAGAACGGAGUUCUCAAAAGGGACGUGCGGCAGCUUUGUGCCGAGGUCUUCGCGAGAAGGCAGGCCCCGACAUCCGGCGGAGCCCAGGUCAAGGAAUGGAGGGGCGUCGAACGGGGCGGCAAGGCUGAGAUGAGGCCUCCACCACCAUCGGCGCCGACGGACACCAAAGAUAGGCGAAUCGACGGGAAAUCGCUGCGAACUGGAGUCAAAGCGCGUACGGAGGACGUGAACGAGGAGCUGAAGAAGGCGCUGAUGGCUGCCACCGGCUCCUCCGGGAAGUGAGCACCAACGUCGAACACUUGAUCUGCGCUCAGUGGAAGGUUGUUGAAUUGUAGAUGAGCCGAUAAAUAUGCUACCAUGGUUUUCAAAAUAUACUACCAUGAUUUCA